AUGUUUACAGUGACCAUGUAUCACGGGGGCAGAUUUAGUGACAAGGAGAUUGAGAUAUAUCUAGAGCAUUUAGACUGUGACGUUGAAGACUUCCUUAAAUGUAAAGAAUCUCAAUCCAAUUUUACAGUUGAGACAAGCAAAGCUGGAGUUGACACUAGGGUUGAAAGUGGCUGUGAGACUGGCGUUGAGACUAGAAAUGUGACUGGAAAUGAGGAGGCAUUAGUAAGGGAUAUGAGAAGAAUUGGGAAAGGAAAGGCAAUUGUAACAGAACCAUCUAAUUGGUCUGAUUCAUCUGAUGGUUAUCCUUCUAGCGACUCUGGAUUGGUAGAUACUGGGUAUGUAAUGCAUGAGAAUGAUGAUAUUGAUCUAAAUAUCUUAGUUGGAGAUGAUUGGCAGGAUGGUAUUUCAUUUACAAAUACACGAGGCCAAGUUACAUGUGAAUUUGCAAGUGAAGCCAGAACUGAAGCUACAAAUGGGCCUGAACAAGGUGAGCCUGAUCAAGGUGCAAAUGAUCAUCUUGAAGGUGGACCUGGGCCUGAGGAAGAUGGAAAUAGAACUAAGAAUGAUGUCAUUAGGUCUGAACAAGGAAGAACUGGACAUGAGGGGUUUUUUUUUGCAAUGAUUUUAAGCCACUGGAAGAUAUAG
Prunus armeniaca (apricot) is the source of this 645-nucleotide messenger RNA. The record is from the annotation of a GenBank genome assembly. Lineage: Eukaryota; Viridiplantae; Streptophyta; Magnoliopsida; Rosales; Rosaceae.